AUGUCUUCUUCAAACACUGAAACCAAGAUCAACGAGAAUAUUGACAAGGCAUCCAACCGUGCACAUGAAGAAGUUACUCGUUUGCGAGCUGAACUCGAUGAUUUGAAACGUCGUGCAGGUCCAAAAAUGCAUGAAGCUGAAACCUUCCUUACAUCACCCACUGCUUUGGGUUUCUAUCAAGGAUUGGCUGUUGGUGUGGUGAUGGUCCUUGGUUAUGCAAAAUGGAACGGAGGCAUUCAGCUAUGA
Molecule: messenger RNA, 246 nt
Organism: Lichtheimia ornata
Lineage: Eukaryota; Fungi; Mucoromycota; Mucoromycetes; Mucorales; Lichtheimiaceae
Exons: 2
Coding region: 1-246 (81 amino acids)
Source: RefSeq, a predicted model, not a curated record